AUGGCAACUAUAUCAAAAGAAAGUCUAGCACAAUUUUGGUUAAAUACAUUUCCAAUAUCAUAUAAUUAUGAAUAUAUAUCAUUUUCGGAUAGGACAAUUGUUCAAAAUCUUUUAGAAUUUAUUUCGAAUAACGAUGAAGAAAAGAAAAUUUUCGAUAUUAUUAAACGUGAUAUUCAAGAAAUACGAUCUAAAAAUAUUAUUAAAACAAUAAUACCUAGAAAAAUUUCUCCUAAACGUCAACGAUCAACAAAAAAUACUCUAAUAAAUAAUAUUGAUCCAAAUCGUUUACGAUUUACUGUUCAUAUUGAUGUUAUAGAAAAUUUAGAUUAUGAUGAAGAUAUUUCAACAACAAAUGAUACAAAAAUAGAAGGUACGAAUUAA
Molecule: messenger RNA, 381 nt
Organism: Rotaria sp. Silwood1
Lineage: Eukaryota; Metazoa; Rotifera; Eurotatoria; Philodinida; Philodinidae
Source: the annotation of a GenBank genome assembly